This is a messenger RNA of Cannabis sativa, 1221 nucleotides long. RefSeq lists its product as uncharacterized. NCBI's taxonomy places the organism in Eukaryota, Viridiplantae, Streptophyta, Magnoliopsida, Rosales, Cannabaceae. The transcript has 6 exons. The coding region runs from base 354 to 863 and encodes 169 amino acids. The record is from RefSeq and is a predicted model, not a curated record.
CGACCCAUAAUCUGAAAAUAUAUUAUCUAUUCGCAGCACUAAGCAAAGGCUUUCCUUUCUCUUUCGUUUGUGCUAAUAAUUGGCGAAGAAGAAGAACCCAAAGGGGCCAGGCCAGGCCACCCCAUCAGAAUCGCUACGCCAGAAGGUGGUGGGGUGGUUGCUUCAUUCAACCAUUUUCUGACCCCCAAAGGGGACUACUCUCUCCUUCCUCACGGAGGUGGGUUCUGUGGUAUUUCUUUCCUGGAAUCGAUUUUCCGUUGGCUUGGAUGAUUUGGGUUCUUCCGGAAAAUCUUCGUCUCGACUUUUUAGAUCUGCAAUAGCUUUAUUAAUCUUCCAUAUAUUGCAGUGCAGGCAUGGGUGGUUGUCUAGCUUGCCAUACGAAACCGAAACCAGUUAGUGUGGAUGAGCAGCCACCAAAAAGAUUAUCACAUCGACGGUCAUCAAGGAAACCAAGUCACUCAGAGGAUUUUUGGACCACUAGCACAUUUGAUAUGGACAAUAGUGCAGUUCAAUCGCAGGGAAGCAUCUCAUCAAUUAGCACAAAUAACCAAGCGCUUGAUCCCAAUGGUGUUGCUCUUAAUGCUAACCCAAAUGAGUUUGUAAAUCAUGGUCUUCUUCUAUGGAACCAAUCUAGGCAGCGUUGGAUAGGGAAUAAAAAGCCCGAUAACCGGCCACCACAGCGAGAUCCCAAAUUAAGCACUCAUUCUGUCUGCAUGGUUCUAUCAUUAUUAUGGCUUUGCAGUUGGAACGCAACUUAUGAAAGUUUACUCGGGAGCAACAAGCCUUUCCCGCAGCCAAUCCCUCUUGCUGAAAUGGUAGAUUUUCUUGUGGACAUUUGGGAGCAAGAGGGAAUGUACGAUUGAGCGGAGCAUAAUAGCUGCGUGGUUAGCCAUUUCAGAACUCAUCUAAGCUUUGGGUACCAUUAUUUUUUUCCCUGCUUCCAUAGCAAAUAGGUGAAGAAGAAACAAAAACCGCAGCUUGUACAUCAACAACCUUAAAUGAUAAAAACAUUUGUUUGGUUCUCAAAAUUCUCCCCAUCUUCAUUGUGCCCUUUGUAUUGAAUUUGAACUAAUUCUCAAUCUUUGCUUAGAUUUUGCGAAAGUUGAUAGGUUUUGGUUUGGUUCUCUAUCUAUGUUUCUGGGGUCCUCAAGAUAUGGAAGAUACGAACAUUUUGUAUAAUGGCUUCACAUGCUUGUUAUUAUUAUUAUUCUUGUUUUCUAA